AAAGGAGGAAGUCAUGGGUUGUUAUGAGUGAAGCCAGAAGGAGAGCUGCUUCGUUCUCCAUUUUUAGCCAUGUCGCUGUACAAAAACUGUUUGUUUUUGCUAUUUUUACUGAUCGAUAUUAACGCUUUCGUGUCUGGCGACGUAAACUUCACCGCUUCAGAAGCAACGAACCAACUGAAGCCGACGCUGAGCUCUUCUGCUGCUGGUGUUGUUAACUCUGCUGUGUUUAAGCCCUUUGUGGACUCUGUGUUCUCCCUCAGUCUGUUGUCUUCCUUCCCAGAAGACCUGGAGAUCAGUGACUACUGCGUCGAGCUGCUCAACGUAUUCGGCCAGCGCUAUGUGGACUAUGUGAAGUGUCUGGUUCCCGCUGCUCGACCUGUCAGGGUGUGUCAGAACUGUUUCUCCACUUAUGGCAAACUGGUGGACACCUACCAGAACAUCUCAUCAGACCAGAUGGGUCCUGGUAACGUGAGCUGCAGGGACAGCCUUCUGCGCAGUGAUCGCCUGAUGCUGGUUUACCAGCUGUACAGCAACCUGGAAGAUCUGUGGCUGAAAUCUGACUGUGAUCAUUGUGUCACUGAAAAGUUCCAGAGCCUAACCAACGCCACGCUGUACUUCAUGACUACUCUCAAUCAAACUAUCACCUGCUUUGAUAAGUAUAAAGAGGGGAACCAUACAGAGCUGUGCAAAAACUGUAAGAACACAUACAGAGGCCUGAAUGAGCUGUACGGUAAAAUGGAGAAGAAUCACACUCUGUGUAUUGACAUAGAAGAUGCGAUGAAUAUGACCCGCAAACUGUGGAGUAAGAAUUUCAAUUGUUCCUUCCCUCGUGAAGAGACGGUGGCUGUCAUUGCUGUGUCCAGCUUCAUGCUCUUUCUGCCCAUCAUCUUCUACUUGAGCAGCUUCCUUCACUCUGAACAAAAGAAACGCAAGCUCAUACACCCCAAGCGAGCGAAGUCAUACAACAGUCUGAUGAACAUUCAGGACAAACUGAGCUGAAGUGGCGACUGAAAUGGAGGACAGCUUUCUUUUGUUAACAGUUACAACCUGGGAGGACAUUUGUCUUCUCGCUGCCUCAGGUUUGACUGACUGCCAUGAAUGCAAAGGACUCCACAGCAGACCUGUCCUGCUGUUAGGAAGCUGUUAGGAAGCUGCGACACCAAACAGUAUUCAGAGAACUUCAAGGAUGUAAAUAAGUUUAACAGAAAGUGAAAUGCACCAGCUUUGUAAUGCACCUAACAGGUUUCGGGGCCCAUUAAACAUUUACUUUCGCGUCCUUUUAAAACCUUUUUCUCAAAAUGUAGUCAUUGAUGUUGAGACACAAAUGCAGAAUUUAGAUUUUUUUUUUUUACACAACGAACAUUUCAAAUAUUUGAAUCGCUAUGAAGCGGGACUAGAGUUAACGUACAUCUAACUCUAUAAACUUCUCAUCAGAUUAUUUAUGUUGAACGGUACACUUUUAAUCUUCAGACAGCGCUGGCCUUUCCUUCCUUUUUAACUGAACAGUUUUCAGUGUAUCCUGCUGUCACUAGAAAGAGCGAGUGGCUUGAAUGUAGUGUGUGUGUGCGUGUGCGUGUGUGUGUGUGUGUGUGGGUGUGUGUGUGUGUGUGUGCGUGUGCGUGCGUGCGUGUGUGUGCUAUUUAUGGAUUGAGAAAUGGGUUUUCUGCCUCUAAUGUAUGUCCAGGAAAAAGCUGCAAAAAGGAAGCACUUGAUGUCCAUUAGUGGUGACAUGUAUCUGCUGUAAGAAGAGGGGGUGCACAUCAGCCGGGUGGGGUAAAUAAAGACAUAACACAUGUAAUGUAAGAGCACUCCGAAGUACCACACUGUGAUGUUACCUGUUUUCUAGUCAGUGUUUUUUUUUUUUUUUGUGGUUGCAUAAAGCUUUUAAUACGCUUUGUUGUCAUUUUCCACUGAUGUUUAACUUAGUUUGUUAAGGCUUUCUGACUGCUCAUUAUACUGAAGACUGCUUUAGCAGUGAUGAGUGAUGAAUCUGCUGUGAAGUAAUGUAAACCUUAAUUUUGAAUGCGUGAGCCUAAAUAAACAAUUUCAUGUCAUGAA
This is a messenger RNA of Amphiprion ocellaris (clown anemonefish), 2058 nucleotides long. It is a transcript of the gene ostm1, whose product is annotated as osteoclastogenesis associated transmembrane protein 1. The record is from RefSeq and is a predicted model, not a curated record. The coding region runs from base 70 to 999 and encodes 309 amino acids. NCBI's taxonomy places the organism in Eukaryota, Metazoa, Chordata, Actinopteri, Pomacentridae. Gene Ontology annotation, cellular component: cytosol. The transcript has 6 exons.